AUGGUAUCCAAUGUCUACUGUCCGUUUUGUGGGGUGAUUCUGCUGCCCGACCCAUACUGGGAUGGUCCGGAUACUCCACAGUCCAGCGAACCUACUGGAGUAGGGGUAGUACGCGGUCGGAAAACCCUCCAUGCACCACUGGACAGCAAUCGAGUCUACGGCGAUUCGUGCUGGAAAUUGCUCAUUCUGAGGCUCAACCAUGGGCGAGUCGGAUCGCUAUCACAGACUGACGCCGCAAUUGCCGAAAUGGUAUUCUACCAACUCUACUGCACCCCAUGCCUCGAAGCCUCCAUCUUCCACUUCGGCCAUGACUAUGCGGGCGCUGCGCAAACACAUAAAGUGUUCGGGCGGAUACAGCCGGUGGAUCUGGUCUGCCAUCUUUAUGCUGACCCCUGUGCAAUUUCGGUUAUGAAUUAUCCGACUGAUUCCAGUUCUGCUUCUGAGGAAUUGGGGAGCAAAAGCCUUGCAAAGGCGGGAAAGAGGGGGUACCAUGCUUUUAGCAACCUCUCAACUGAGCUGCUGCUUGAGAUCUUAUCAUAUGUACCCCUUGAACAGCAUCUCACUUUAAGACUCGUAUGCCACGAUCUAGCGGUACUCGCAGAUAUGUCUAUGCUCUCACGGUUUUAUUGGCGGAGUAGGUUCCUUCUCGGCCAGGAGGCUGACUUUGUUUUCCCUUGUCUUUCAGAAUCACAAGAUUGGCUCAGACUUUUCUUCGCCACAAGGACAUCUCUAAAAGCUGCCACGCUACCACUGGUCAAUCGAAAGAGAAUCCGGGAUCUACUGGAGCCCAUCGCCUCUCUUGUAGACCUAGACUACGUUUUUCGACGCGGCCCCGGCGGACUGGACUAUUGUCCAUCGACAAUGCGAGGGAACAACUUCACCUUGGUUGAUAUAGAAAGUCUCCAGGCGGGCCCGCGGCUAGCGAAGGUUGUGGGCUACUUCUCAGGUCAGCUCUCAUACAUUGAUGAAGAUUGCCCCCUGCAUGAGGGAUGUCGUGUGCUCUAUCGAAAGGCACAGCCCUUCAUGGUCCCGCAGGAAGAACAUGAAAAGCGCAUUGGUAUAUCAACUGUCAAUAUCGGCGCACGCCGGUUUAUUUCUGGUAUCAAUAUAUUGCCGUCGGACGAAGGUAACUAUGUUGGUCGAUUGAUUGGUUAUCGCAAUCCAGCUGCCGAAACGUGUAUAGACAUGCCCACAAACCUGCUUAUCAAGGCUCUUCGCGUGGCAUUUUGCUCGGAAGGCUUGGUGGGUAUCCAGUUACAAUACGAUAACUCUGCUUCAUCAUGCUGGAUUGGUGAUAGCAGCGGCCCAGGCAUUGCUCAAGGAACACUGCAGAUUCCGACAAGAGAAGAUCAGUACCACUUGCUUGCGGACAUAGACCGGUUUAAAAUUGUUUCACUUGGCCUUGCUGAAUGGAUUGACGACCAUCAAAGCUCUUUGCAUCGGACUCAUUCGGACGUAAAGGAGCCGUUCCACACGCCUUCGCAACUGUGGAUUCCCCAUGCCCCCAUGCAUGAAGGCUUGCUUGUCAGCCUCCUUCUACCGUCUGAGCCACCCCGUGCCUUUGAACCGCUGUCAAAUAUUGACUUCGGUGGCCCAGGAGGUAGAUGUCUCAUGUCGUUGAUCCGACUAGACUUUCACAUGACAUCCUACCCGCACCCUCUUAUCGGCAUUGGCUAUCACUACGCCGACGGAAAGUCGGUGUUCUUUGGUUCUACGGGUGGUUGUGCCAUUUCGAUUCCCAUCAAUGGCCCAAGUGGUGAACGUAUCAGCGGGAUAAGCAUCGUGGAAGAUAAUCGUGAUUUUUAUCAUUCUGAAGGCCUUGGUGGGCUACAGGUCUGUCUUUCUUAUUCCCACCAAUCUACAUAUGGAACCCAUUUUAUCCGAGUCGGUAUCCAAUCACAAUUCUGUGACGAACCAUCCACAAUUCCACACAUCUUAGACCGAGAAUGUCAUCUGGGAAUCCGUAAGAUUCAGGCAUCCGCUGGCAUAACGGGUUGGUCCCGCCCCCAAAAUGGCAUCUCUGGCCUGAAGCUUGAGUAUUACAACCAUCCCAGUCCAGCCAUUGUUGGACAGUGGAUGAACGGACUUGAAGAUGGGUCUGAUAUAUCACCGGACGAAGAAAUCCAAUCAGUCACCGUGUGGAUCGCUCCCUUGGGCUAUUCUUCCGAGUCUCCGGGGUUGGCAGUGGGUCAAGUCGCAGCCAUACGCUUCGAAACAACAUGUGCGCGCAGUGUGACUUUCCGUUCCCCGUACACUCAUACCUUUCCCACUGGGAUGAUACGGAAUGAAUACCAACGUUGCUUCGAUGAGGAACUAACAGCUAUCUCAUGGAUCUUCAACGAAGCUUCGGACCGCGUCCGAGCAGUAAAUUCUCCGCACAGAAGCUGGAGGCCUCGACUACUUGUCCCAGAAGUCUCUCCCCCUUUUGACCUGGUGCGGAAGCUCUACUUCGAGACGCGGAAUGACAGUACCUGCCCCGAAAGGGUAGUCACCAUCGAAGCCUACUUUCGAGGCCGCGCAAUCAUUGGACUGCUCUUCGUCUAUAAUUCAGGCGUCAUGGCAAGCACGGGCGAUUUGAACACCGACUCUUGCCAGGCCGUUCAUAUUGCACGGGAUGAUAUUAUAGUCGGCAUGUCAGCUACAGUCGCAGGAUCUGAGCUGGUUGAAAUUGACUUCGAGGUCGAGCACAACGCAUCGCCCAAAUGCCAGAGGCUUAGUCUCGCCUUAGAAUCGCCGUACACCCCGGAAACGGCUAUGGAUUAUGGCUGGCGAGAUGUAUGGUGUAAGGAUAAAGCAGCUGUGGAGUGCACUACCCGGCAGGGCGGGAGCGACAAGGUGUAUGCGGCCCCGAGCAACUCGAGACUUAUGGGUAUCUACAUUGGGUGCCAAAGAUUCAGCAGCGUGGGAGCAAUAUACGAGCCCGAUAUUUCUCAUUGA
Molecule: messenger RNA, 2937 nt
Organism: Aspergillus vadensis CBS 113365
Lineage: Eukaryota; Fungi; Ascomycota; Eurotiomycetes; Eurotiales; Aspergillaceae
Product: F-box protein
Exons: 6
Coding region: 1-2937 (978 amino acids)
Molecular function (GO): protein binding
Source: RefSeq, a predicted model, not a curated record